UGUUAUUCCAUUGCUAGGCAACAGUUUACAUCUGAAUUGUGUUUGUAUGAGAAGUGUUUAGGGAUUACCGAAAUUGUAAUCAUGUCGGAAAGAAGUGAGGAACCCGUCGAAAUAAAACCCUCUUCUGUCAUGGGAUUCAAUGGCCACAGCCAUGGUGGAAUGAUUAUACAUCCAGAUUGCCAGCACAUCGUCUACCAUCUGGGUUACAUUGUUGUUGUGGAAAACAUUAGUACAAAGAAACAAUCAUUGUUGUUUGGCCACCAUAAUGAUGUUAGUUGCUUGACCGUUUCCCGGAGUGGCCAGUUUCUAGCUUCCGGUCAGGUCAUAUUUAUGGGAUUCAAAGCAGAUAUUAUCGUUUGGGAUUAUGAGAAGAAAGACAUUUACUGUCGUUUCACACUACACAAAGUGAAGGUGCAAGCCCUUGACAUCUCUCCAAAUGACCUAUUUCUGUUGUCUUUGGGAGGACAAGAUGACGGCAAUGUUGUUGUAUGGAAUAUCAAUAAAAAGGAUGCCAUCUGUGGAUCCCCAGCUCAGUCUGUAACAGCCGGUAUAACACUCUGUUGCAAGUUUACUCAUACCAAUGAUUACAGCUUCAUCACAGCUGGCGAAUAUUGUCUUCGUAUAUGGAGUCUUGAUGUGAAAAAUCGUAAAAUAAGGCCAACUGAAGUUAAUCUAGGACCCUAUAAACGAAUUAUACAGUGCCUUGAUAUAGAAAAUGAUGAUUCCUUAUUUUACUGUGGCACAACAACUGGAGACAUCCUUUGUGUAAUAAUGAAGACGGCCAUCCUGGUGUCUAUUGGGCCACCAAAGAAGAUAUUUUCAAUGGGUGUUAAAAGCCUGUGUCAUAUAACAACUGGUGGACAACUGCAGUACUUGGUUGGAGCAGGUGAUGGCACGGUGGCUAUUGUCAAAGACAGGCACAGCAAAUUCCUGCAAACUAAAAACAAUGUAAAACUCACUGGCGCUAUCACAUCAAUUUCUUUGCGAGGUCCAGGACAUCAGUUUUUUGUUGGAACGUCUUGCUCUAACAUUUACAGGUUCAAUUUUGCUGAAUUUUCUUGCAUUUUACUCAAUACUGGACAUUCUUCCUCAAUUAAUGAUAUUAUAUUUCCAUAUGCGACAUCAGAUCUUUUUUUAACUUGUGGAAAGGAAGAAAUCCGAGUCUGGCAUGCUUCUUCAGAGAAAGAAAUGUUACGGAUCACAGUUUCCAACAUGACAUGUAAUGCACUGGACAUUUCACGUGAUGGUUCUAUCAUAAUUAGUGCCUGGAAUGAUGGUAGGAUACGUGCACAUUAUCCAGAGACGGGUAAGCUGAUGUACCAAAUUGAGAAUGCUCACAACCGGGGUGUCACUUCCAUAGCGUUCAGUGCGGAUUCUGAUCGCAUCAUCAGUGGUGGUGGAGAAGGCCAAGUGAGGGUGUGGCGAAUUGAAAUAGGAAAUACAUAUGCAAAAGACAUCUUUAAAACUUCACUUAUUGAAUCAAUGAAGGAGCAUAAAGGAUGUGUCACCCAAAUAAAACUCUUCCCCAAUGGCAUACAGUGUGUCUCAGUCAGUACUGAUGGUACAUGUAUCAUAUGGAAUCUUGAAAAUUACCAGCGUGAUGCGGUCAUUUUUGCCAAUACUCUGUUCCAGUGUGCAUGCAUUUAUCCAGACAAUUGCCAGAUCAUCACCAGUGGGACUGACCGUAAUGUUGGUUACUGGGAGGUAACCGAUGGCACCCAGAUCCGUGAGUUAGAAGCUGCUAAAUCAGGAUCAGUUAAUGCAAUGGAUAUUUCCAAAGAUGGCAAAUAUUUUAUAACUGGGGGAGGUGAUCAUCUUAUUAAGGUGUGGCUGUAUGAAGAAGGUGUUGUGACACAUAUUGGUGUUGGCCAUGGAGGUAGUAUCAAGAGAGUGAAGAUAAGUCCUGAUCAAACAUUUGUCAUAAGUGUUGGAGAAGAAGGUGCAAUUCUUCGCUGGCCUUCUCCUUUCCUUACUGAAUCAUCAAAAAGUACUUAAGAUGAUGAUAAAACUAGAUGAAAUAUUAUCGAGAUUGAUACUGCUGUUGUUAAAGAUUAAUCAAUGCAAAUUAUUUGUGCAAGUUGUUAGUUCAAUAAAGAUGUGAACCUUUUCA
This is a messenger RNA of Octopus sinensis (East Asian common octopus), 2110 nucleotides long. Its product is annotated as cilia- and flagella-associated protein 52-like. NCBI's taxonomy places the organism in Eukaryota, Metazoa, Mollusca, Cephalopoda, Octopoda, Octopodidae. The transcript is spliced from 12 exons. The record is from RefSeq and is a predicted model, not a curated record. Gene Ontology annotation, biological process: cilium assembly. Bases 82 to 1995 code for a protein of 637 amino acids. Gene Ontology annotation, molecular function: protein binding.